AUGAACGUGCGAAAUCCUCGAUCUUCACAUUCGGCAACAACAUCAUGUCAAACAAACAAUCAAUCAAAAUUCUGUCGUCUUUAUAAUGAAAGUCUAGCAGUUAUUCAAAACAAAUUUGCAUUUAAUCCAGGAAAAAUAUUUAGCAAAAGAAUCAACUGUUGGUUAAAUCAUCAAUUCGAAGUUCGACUACUGGACCAGGCAGCUUUGUCAUGGUAUUUAUUAGGCUCAACAGCUCAUCUUUGCUCCGGAGUAUUUCAACCAUUUUCACCAACAUGGGACUUUGGUCGUCAGCCGACAAUCAGCCAAGUUGCUUUUACAGCUAGUCAACUUAAUAAUCUUGACUUAUAUUAUGAAACAUCUGCUCGUUUAAUGACAAUUGCAUAUGGCAAUUUAAUGUGUAAACUGAUGAUAAAAAAUGAAAGAAAUGAUAAAUGGAUAACUGUUCGUCUUGGUAAAUCACGUGAACAUUUACAUCAAAUAGCAGUCAAUCUUCAACUAGUUCAAUUAACAUUUGACUUGAUCGAUCAAUAUAAAGAUACAUUUGGUGAUUUAAACCACGGACUGGAUGAUAUGAUUUUUCAACAACGAAUGAAAUUUAUAGCUGAUAACUUCCUUGGUCGACCAAAUGAUCAAACAAGAAUCAGACUGGAACUAAGAUUAUCUAUUGCAAAUUCAGCUGUCCGAUUAUUAAAUCUCCUUCUUCGCCAAUACUUACGCGUUUUUGGAGAAGAUAAUAUUUCUUUAAACACAAAUGAUUUUCAAGCGACUGAAAGUACCGAAAACGAACUCGCCGAAAAAGCAGCUGCAGUUAUAACUGUACCACCGGCCAAUAAACAUCAUCAAUCAAUACCAAACGAAAGCUCAAUUAAAGAACUAGCGCGAUCUAUUUUAUUAUAUGAUGAAAUCGCUUUUACGAAAACCAAAUUGAGUCAUAGUCAAUUGAUUGUACAUUGUGGAAAAGCAGCUAAGCACAAUGUAACUCGACGAGCAUUCGAUAUAUGGGUAAAAUGUGUACCAACAUCUCUUGAUUUAACAGAUAUAACUCAAUUUCAAGUGUCUCUUGAAGAGUUUAACAUUAUUUGGGACCUAUAUGAAAAAACAUUACGUAAAUUUCAAGUGCCAGCAGGCAUUAUUAUUAAUGAUGAAUUAUCUAAAUUGUUGAAAUCUCAACAAUAUCAACUAUUUAUACAAUUUGAUGUUGAUAGUCUUACUGUGGCACUCAAUAAUGUCAAACCUAAUCAAAUUAAUGAAGAGAACGGUAAUUAUUUUGAUGAUGAAGUAUUGAAUAUUCCGACUAUGAAUGAUUCAACAACUUCUUUUGCUUGCUCAAUAUCAGCCCUACAACAAUCAUCACAGCUAAAUUCCACCACAGCACCAGCUCUCCAUUCAGCUGACACUCCUCUAGAGACAGGUGUUUCAAAUGACAUUCCAGGACAAAAACAGCCUGUUACAAGCCAAGCUUCAUCCUCAAGUACAGGAAUCGUAACACAAUUUCGUUUACCACGACCUAUGGAUUUGGCUGCAACACGAACCAAACAAGCAGCAAUUAAUAGAUCGCGUGAUAUUGCCAAGAGGUCAACGUAG
This is a messenger RNA of Rotaria socialis, 1584 nucleotides long. NCBI's taxonomy places the organism in Eukaryota, Metazoa, Rotifera, Eurotatoria, Philodinida, Philodinidae. The record is from the annotation of a GenBank genome assembly.